This is a messenger RNA of Drosophila bipectinata, 1102 nucleotides long. Its product is annotated as G patch domain and ankyrin repeat-containing protein 1 homolog. Gene Ontology annotation, molecular function: nucleic acid binding; protein binding. The record is from RefSeq and is a predicted model, not a curated record. NCBI's taxonomy places the organism in Eukaryota, Metazoa, Arthropoda, Insecta, Diptera, Drosophilidae.
UGAAAGGUUUGUUUACAAAUAUCAUUGAAAUUGGAAGCGAAAUGAAUUCCUCGGGAGAACUUCAUCCAAAUUGGUUGGCCCUGACCACACUUCCCCUCCAGUUAAAGCGGUUUGUACGUGCCGGCGAGCCGGAUUGUGUCCAAGAGUCGUCAAAAGUUCGGAAACCGGAAAUCGAAGGCAUAACUGGAGCGGAUGCCCGAAAUUUCUACAAGGAGGUACUGGACACCCCGGCCACAAGUCAAUUAGCCUGCCCUACUAAACGAAAAGACCCUAAAAGAGUUCCAAGGAAACGCCAAGAACCUUUCAACAGAGGUCAACUCUUCCGCCUGGCCACCAAUAACAAUGUGGAGGAGCUAUCCCAAAUGGCCAUGUCUGCUGAGGAGGUCAACACACGCGAUGCGUUUGGCUGGACUGCACUAAUGAUGGCCGCCUGCGAAGGAGCUGCGGAUGUUGUAGCGUUUCUGCUUCAAAAAGGUGCGGAUGUCGAUCUCCAGGAUAAAUCUGGAAACACUGCUCUCAAACUGGCACAGAAAAAGGGCCAUUUCCAGACUGUUCAACUGCUGGAAGCUGCUUGCAUUCCCGAAGGGCUAUCCGAGGAAGAGGAGGAAUUACCUGAGGCCAUCAGACCAUUCUACUGUGAUAUUUGUAAAUUGGACCUCAAGGAGACUCCUUGGCCUGUUCACCAAACCUCCACCGUGCACCAGUUUAACCUUAAGUCACUUCCUCCGCACAAACUGCACAAAUUCAACAUUUCAGCGAAAAACAAAGGCCUCCAGCUCAUGGUAAAACAGGGCUGGGACCAGGAGCAUGGCUUGGGGCCCAGUCAAAAGGGUCGUCUCUAUCCGGUGAAGACAGUGCUGCGCAAGCAAAGAACUGGCCUGGGAAUCGAGCAGGCACCAGCGCGUGUUACCCAUUUUGGAGCUUUCGACUUGAAUGCUGUACGAAGAAGGGAUCCAAUAAGGGAGCAGAGAAGAACUCGCAGCGAUAUGCAGCGGGAGAAGGUGCGGGAAUGGAAACGAGAGCGACAUCUAAGAAGAGAAUUGAGCUAGUCCUAAAUAUUGGGAUUUAAAAGUUUAUAACCCUAUUCAGAUAAAAUUUUGUU